AAACUUUCCGUGUUCCCCACUGAUCGACCCAAUCAUCUCCACGCCUUCGCAGGAUGUCGGCAACAGAGCUCGACCGGCAAGUGAUCUACCACAUCGACCCCUCCUUGGAAUACCGGCCCGAAGAUGCUUCUCAGAAGUUCCGUAACUACACCAUCAACCCUGACGAUCCCAUUCAGAGGAGAGUUUUCGAGACCUAUCUGAAGAUGCAUACCUACCAAACAGUGGACUUCGUGCAAGGGAAGCGCAAACAAUACGGAGCGUUCGACAAAAUCCGAAUGCCUAUCAUGGCAGCCCUCGAGAAGCUCAACGACCUCAUCGAUGAAUCGGAUCCUGACGUCGACAUGCCAAACAUUGUCCACGCUUUCCAAACUGCUGAAGAAAUCCGUGCGAAACACCCUGACCAGGACUGGUUCCAUCUGACAGGUCUCAUACACGAUCUAGGAAAAGUGAUGGCUUUCUUCAACGAGCCGCAAUGGGCCGUAGUCGGCGACACAUUCCCGGUGGGGUGUCAAUUCGCGAAAUCGAUCGUGUACCGUGACUUCACGUUCGUUCUGAACCCAGACAACGAGAAAGAGGAGUACUCGACACCUACCGGCAUGUAUGAACGUCAUUGCGGACUCGAGAACGUGCUGAUGUCCUGGGGCCAUGACGAGUACUUGCAUAUGGUCCUGAAAAAUCACCCUGGAUGCACUUUGCCUGAGGAGGCGUUUUAUGUUAUCAGAUUCCACUCAUUCUACCCAUGGCACACCGGUGGUGACUACGAUCACUUAUGCAACAGCAAAGAUCGCGAGAUGCUCAAAUGGGUUCAAGAAUUCAAUAAGUUCGACUUGUACACUAAAUCAGAGACCGUUCCUGACAUCGAGAAGCUUGUUCCCUACUACCAAGGCCUCAUCGACAAAUACCUACCCGGAGAUGUUUCGUUCUAGAUGCUCUAUUUCAAACUGAUAGGUAUGAUCGUACGGCACAAGUAGGCAACCAAUCAUUGUACCCAAUCAUUGAAUGAGAGUUUUUUUUAUUAAAUACAAUAUACCUCGGAAAA
Messenger RNA from Galendromus occidentalis (western predatory mite), 1039 nucleotides. Its product is annotated as inositol oxygenase. Gene Ontology annotation, biological process: inositol catabolic process. Gene Ontology annotation, molecular function: inositol oxygenase activity; iron ion binding. NCBI's taxonomy places the organism in Eukaryota, Metazoa, Arthropoda, Arachnida, Mesostigmata, Phytoseiidae. Gene Ontology annotation, cellular component: cytoplasm. The transcript has 7 exons. The record is from RefSeq and is a predicted model, not a curated record. The coding region runs from base 54 to 926 and encodes 290 amino acids.